Messenger RNA from Sebastes umbrosus (honeycomb rockfish), 3196 nucleotides. It is a transcript of the gene tmem67, whose product is annotated as transmembrane protein 67. Gene Ontology annotation, biological process: cilium assembly. NCBI's taxonomy places the organism in Eukaryota, Metazoa, Chordata, Actinopteri, Perciformes, Sebastidae. The transcript is spliced from 29 exons. Gene Ontology annotation, cellular component: MKS complex; ciliary transition zone. The record is from RefSeq and is a predicted model, not a curated record. Bases 43 to 3012 code for a protein of 989 amino acids.
AAGAACAGCAUUGUGGGUAAAAAAGGCAGACCGUUGUUUACCAUGGCGACGGGGACGCUACCAUCUGUCGUCAACAGAUACAAAGUGCCUCUUAUUACAUUAUUACUGUUAAUAUACGCAGAUCUACUUCACUGUCAGCAGUUUGUCAUCCCGUUUAAGGCUCCUUCAGACUGUAGUGCGGAGGAGUUCUUCGAUAUCUCGAGUGUUUCUUGUAGGAGGUGCGGUUCUAAUCAGCAACGGAGCUCAACAGGACUGAGCUGCAUUUGCAAAACUGGUCACCAAACUCUCACCAUUGACAAGGCGUCCAUCACUUGUCUGCAAUGUCCCACUGACAAACCCGCAGUAACUAAAGAUGGGUUUGGGUGUAUUCGCUGUCCGCGCAAUAACAGUGAUGAGGGGAAGUGCCAGUGCCUAGAAGGCGAUAUCCUGGUGGAGAGAGAUGUCAAUGGAAACCUUUUGGAUGAGGCCAGAUGUGAAACGUGUAAUGGAAACUCCCCUGGUUUGUCUGUUCCAAACCGCAGCGGAGACAGGUGUGAGAGAUGUCAGGCUUCCUUCAUUGCCACCUCCUGUAUGUGUAACUCUCCUAAUGUCCUGGCUGGAGGAUUGUGUUUCCCUGAAGACAGCCCCCCCACCAAUGUGAAUCCCAGUGUCAACUAUGAUCAGCUGAAGUUCAGCGUCCAGUCGGCCUGGUUCAUCCGAAACCUGUACUCCUCGUAUGCAGCCUGCUUUGUCUUCUCCAACCUGACGGCGUGCCAGGCUCUCGGGAACAUGUGUGUGAUGAAUAUGCACUCCUUCCGCGGCGUCUCCACCGAUGCCUGCGGCCUCUUUAACACCAUCUUCAGAUCCAGGGCAGCUCUGAGCUCAACUCAAGACAUUUCCUACUGGAGAGUUAAUCUGCCAUGGCUUUACUACGGGGACGAACCAGGACUGGCCAGUCGAGUGCUUCAGACCGAUCCUGUUCCCAUUAGUUUCAGUUUCAGAGGAAGAAACAAGAACACUGACAUUAAACUGCUUGCUGCUGUUUAUAAUGUCAGUGGAGAGUUCCUCAGAUGGGAAGCAGUAGGAGGACGUAAUCUCCAGCUUUGUCCAGAAACCACCACCAAACAGGCAGCAGCCUUCAGUUUUGGAACCGCUUACCAAGAAAGUUGUGAUCUCUCGGUAGAAGAGCUGUUGGACACCCAUCCCGAGCCGCUGUUCUAUGAUGUGUUUAUGGAUCUCGGGGGAGGAGAGGACAGAAAGCUUCUCCCCCUGCCUACACUGGUCUAUAACCAGCAAUACAACGGACGGUUCAUCAACCGAGAGAGCAUGAAGGACUGGUACUUGUCUCGACGUAUGUUUGUCAUCGACACGCUGAGUGGAAGAGAGAAGAGUUCUCCCCGGCCCAAAGUCAUCCGUGUAGCCAGCAGUGUCAAAAUAAGGUUCCAGGUGGUUCCACGAACGCAGGAAGGACAGAUAUAUCCCCCUCUAAUGACUGUGACCUACAGAGACGUUCCCAUCACGGACAUCAAGACUCAAACUGUUACUACAACGUUUGCUGUGGAGUAUGAGAUGGACCAGAAGGAGGCUCGCAUUAAGACCGAUACCGCUCUGGGUGUGAUGGGUGGUUUGGCCAUCCUCUACUCUCUGCUGAAGACAGUCAGCUGGAAGAGGAGGGUCAACUCUUCGAACGUCGACGUGGGGAGUAUGCUGAGGUUUUUGUUGUUUUAUGCCGGAGAUCUGGCCAAUGUUUUCUUUGCCGUCACCGUGGGAACUGGACUUUACUGGCUCAUCUUUUACAAGACGUUAAAGGCCCAACAGUUUGUAUCAGUGCUGUUACCACUACCUGCUCAGGAAGAGCAGUUUGUGACGUACAUCGGUUGUGCCUUCGCUCUCAAGGCUAUCCAGUUUCUCCACAAGCUGGUCCUUCAGGUGUCAGUCGAUGUGUUCUUUAUUGACUGGGAGAGGCCACGAAGCAAAGCCAGCAGGCCUGUGCAAGUUUCAGCUGCUGGUGAGCCGAAACGUGACCCCUCUCCGGUCAGCAUCUGGAGAACCUACUUUGUGGCCAAUGAGUGGAACGAGAUCCAGACCAUCCGCAAGAUCAGCCCGACUUUUCAGAUCAUGGCUGUGCUCUUCUUUCUUGAAGUGCUGGGUUUCUCUAACCUGGCCCUGAGGGACCCCUGGUCAACUUUACAGCGCUCCCCACAGGCGUACACCCCCUCAUACAGCCUGAUGCUGCGCUACGGUCUGGCAGCCACGCUGUGGCUCUGCAUCGGACUUCUGCAGGUGAUUUUCUUCACUGUGUUUUAUGAGCACUUUGUGGAGAACAAAAUCCGUCAGUUUGUAGAUCUCUGCUCCAUCAGUAAUAUUUCAGUGCUUCUGUUAUCCCACAAUUGUUUUGGCUACUACAUUCACGGGCGUUCAGUACAUGGGCAUGCAGACACAAACAUGGAGGAAAUGAACAACAACCUGAACAGAGAAUCUGAGUCCCUGUGUGGUCAGAGAGGUCUACUUCCCAACUCAGAGAUCCAGACCUUUCAGGUGUCUCUCACCAACCACCUGCGGUCACAGUAUAACAGGAUACGGGAGCAGAUUGGCAGGAGGCGCGGGCCAUCGCGGCUGAUAGACUCAGGCUCGGUUAACCAGUUUGAGCAGAUGGCCAGGGGCUACCAGACCAUGAACCACUUCCUUGGAUCCGUUAUAGACCAUGCUCACCCUGACAUGGACUACAUGGUGAAGGACAAGCUGAUGUUUGAGAGGGUCAUAGGGAUGGAGUUCCUUGAACCCAAUGAAAAAAGCAUAUUUUACAAUGAUGAGGCCCACUCCUUCAGCGAUGUGCUGUUUUAUGGAAACGAGGCCACGCUGCUGAUCUUUGACACUUUGUUCUUCUGUGUCGUCGACCUUGGAUCUCAGAGCUUUGUACUUGCAGCCGUGCUCACAUGCGUACAGCAAAUGAUAUUUCGCUUGAUCCGCAACACUCUCGGAAGGAAGAACCUCGUCAGCAAGACUCUGGUGGACGAGCGGUUUCUGAUAUAAAAUUCCCUGCUACGUGAUCGGUAGCGUCAGUGUUGUUUAGUGGCAUUCCUCUCAAAGAUGUUUACUGCUCACAGCUUGUGCAGCUCUUUUUUUGUACACAGUAUUUUCACUGCUGUUUCAUGAUGUAAAUAUACUUUUUGUAAAGAUUUUGAUGUUUUUAUUGAUUAAAAUGUUUUGAUAUUAA